Messenger RNA from Iphiclides podalirius (scarce swallowtail), 843 nucleotides. Lineage: Eukaryota; Metazoa; Arthropoda; Insecta; Lepidoptera; Papilionidae. The record is from the annotation of a GenBank genome assembly.
AUGGCUCUGCUUUUAGGCGCGAUGGGGGUACUCGCCCUAGUGAGUCACACAGGUUGCACUGACAAUACGAACGGGCUGAGCGCCAACGGGGUGCCAGAGCUGGACUAUCCUGACGUGGAGUUGGGCCUCGCGCAGAGAGGGCCCCACUUUGACGUGGCCUACUCCAGAAACGUCACGGCUCUAGUGGGAAAGACGGCGCAGUUGAAUUGUCGAGUCCAUGACUUGGGGAACAGAACGGUGUCCUGGAUCAGACAUCGUGACAUUCAUCUUCUUACAUCUGGAAGGAUGACAUACACUUCAGACCAGAGAUUUAUUAGCGUACAUAAUCCUCACACUGAGGAUUGGAUAUUGAAGAUAAGGUUCCCGCAGCGGCGGGACUCCGGUAUCUACGAGUGCCAAGUGGGGACCACUCCCCCCAUCGGGCACCGCAUGUACCUCUCCGUUGUUGAACCCUUGACGACAAUAUUGGGUGGACCGGAGCUUUUCAUCAACAUGGGUAGCACCAUCAACUUGACGUGCGUAGUCCAGCACUCACCAGAACCUCCUCCUACCAUAAAAUGGACUCACAACGAUGAGGAAAUCAAUUACGACUCCCCACGGGGCGGGGUCUCUGUCAUCACGGAAAAGGGGGAGACGACCACCUCCCACCUCCUGGUCCAGAAGGCCAAGGCCCCGGACUCCGGACGGUACACGUGCGAACCGAAGAACGCCAACCCCAGGACUGUUCUAGUCCACGUGUUAAGUGGGGAACAUCCAGCGGCCAUGCAGCAUGGAGGUCAAUUGCGCUUGCAGUACCCUUUAUCGGCCGCGCUUCUUAGCGUCAUGGUUACUUUGAUGGGUUGC